AUAUGCAGUCUGGAACACAUCUCAUCAGGUUACUAUCUUGAGCACGUCAAAGGCAAUUGAAAUAAGGCUGCCUAAGUGAAAGCAAAGCAAGGCAGCGAAUUGGAAUUGUUCAGCACCUUAGACAGCGCAGCCACAUCUUUGCAAUGGGAAUGUCCUGCCUACACUGAUCUGGGCACCUCUCCUGCUCAGCCUAUUUGCCCUUCCCUCACUUACAUUACUGCUCUGGAGUUGGAUUUGCAAGUGUCGGCUUCAUUUUAAGUGAAACAUGAAAAUGCUCUGCUGCAAGAAAAGUUUGGAGAAGAGCACAAGCUGAAGACUGCGGGGAAAUACAAGAGGGGUUAAUGACUGGCUUUCCCUUGCUAACCUGGAAGGAAUGAUGACCAGAGCAGCAUGUGUACCAGCAGGCAGAUCAUUGGAAGUCUCUUGGUGCUGUCUGUGCUGGAGAUAGGGCUGGGCUUGUCCAGUGUGGCCGUGGGAGCUGUCACUUUCUUCAGAGUCCGGAUGGAGCAGAAGCCGCAGCUGGGAGACUCUUCUCCGUUUCUUAUUUGUGGAGUGUGUGGAAUCUUUUGCGCCAAGAAGAAAUCUGGACUUAUUAUGAUUCUGUUUUCCGCCUGCUGUAUCUGCGGCCUGAUUGGAGGAAUAUUAAAUAUCCAGUUCCUACGUGCCCUUAACAAGAGAUCAUCAUCUCUUUAUUCCUUGUACCUUGCAUCCAUGUCACUAGCAUGCAUAGGAAUCAGUGGCUGCACAAUUUCCACGUGGCUAACGUGCCGCUUGGCCAGCUAUGAACAGAGGAGAAUGUUUUUGGAGAGGGAACAUUCACUUCACCACUCUCAUGAAAUGACAGAAAAGGACACAGAAAAUAUUACCAAUGGAGGAGGACCUCUUGCAUUAAACGGGAGAGUUUAAACAAAGAUCUUCAUGCAUAGGAGCAACGGCAAACAGCAAUGUUUAAUAUAGAACUCUAGUAUUAGAAUCACCAAAUAAUACUUCAGACAAAGCUACUACUCCCUUUAGUUCCUAGCAUUUUAAGCUUUACAACUAUCAGGAUGAAUUCCACAAGAACCCCCUGCCACUAUUCCAUAUUCCAAUAACAUUUAAGGACUUCAAAAUUACGCACAAAAUUAUUUUUGAAAAGCAUGUUAGGCUAAAGUAACAAAGACCUGUGUAACCUUCAAUAAGCAAAGAAAUGCGAUUAUAAAGGUUAUGUCUUUCGUUCUCGCGGCAUCCUAUGCUAAGAAUGCUGUAGGAAACUAAACACUGUAUAAAUGUCAGAAUACUGUAUAUAUCUUCAGGUUGGGAAUGAGGUACUGUAUAUUUUGUAAAACAAGAUAAGGAUUGUUGCAAUACUGCUACAGAUCGCAUUGUAUUUCUCGAUCUGCUGGAUAAAUAUUUUUUUGUUAUUUAUGCAAUAUAAAAAGAACAGAUGCAUUUUAUGUAAAAAAUAAAAUUGUUUUUUUG
Xenopus tropicalis (tropical clawed frog) is the source of this 1458-nucleotide messenger RNA. RefSeq names its product transmembrane protein 196 (gene tmem196). The transcript is spliced from 4 exons. The coding region runs from base 391 to 906 and encodes 171 amino acids. NCBI's taxonomy places the organism in Eukaryota, Metazoa, Chordata, Amphibia, Anura, Pipidae. The record is from RefSeq and is a predicted model, not a curated record. Gene Ontology annotation, cellular component: cytoplasm; membrane.